Messenger RNA from Indicator indicator, 1494 nucleotides. It is a transcript of the gene GLRB, whose product is annotated as glycine receptor beta. Gene Ontology annotation, molecular function: transmembrane signaling receptor activity; neurotransmitter receptor activity; extracellularly glycine-gated chloride channel activity. The coding region runs from base 1 to 1494 and encodes 497 amino acids. Gene Ontology annotation, biological process: regulation of membrane potential; chloride transmembrane transport; chemical synaptic transmission. The transcript is spliced from 9 exons. The record is from RefSeq and is a predicted model, not a curated record. Gene Ontology annotation, cellular component: neuron projection; synapse; postsynaptic membrane. NCBI's taxonomy places the organism in Eukaryota, Metazoa, Chordata, Aves, Piciformes, Indicatoridae.
AUGAAGUUUUUACUAGCAGUUUUCUUUUUUGUCUCAUUCUCCUUGUGGGUUGAAGAAGUCUAUUCCAAAGAGAAGUCUUCAAAGAAAGGAAAGGGGAAAAAGAAGCAAUAUCUAUGUCCAUCCCAGCAAUCAGCUGAAGACCUUGCAAGAGUACCUGCUAAUUCUACCAGCAAUAUCUUGAAUAGGCUAUUGCUUAGCUAUGAUCCUAGGAUAAGGCCUAAUUUCAAAGGAAUUCCAGUCGAUGUUGCAGUCAAUAUCUUCAUUAACAGCUUUGGGUCAAUUCAAGAGACAACUAUGGAUUAUAGAGUCAACAUCUUUCUAAGACAGAAGUGGAAUGACCCCAGACUCAAACUGCCCAAUGAUUGGAGAGGUUCAGAUACACUGACAGUGGACCCAACUAUGUUUAAAUGUCUUUGGAAGCCAGAUUUAUUCUUUGCAAAUGAAAAAAAUGCUAACUUCCAUGAUGUCACACAAGAAAAUAUCCUUCUUUUUAUAUUCCGGGAUGGAGAUGUCCUAGUCAGCAUGAGAUUGUCUAUUACUCUGUCAUGCCCUUUGGAUUUGACCUUGUUUCCUAUGGAUACACAACGCUGCAAGAUGCAACUGGAAAGCUUUGGUUACACAACUGAUGACUUACGGUUUAUCUGGCAAUCUGGAGAUCCUGUACAGCUAGAGAAAAUUGCUCUGCCUCAGUUUGAUAUUAAAAAGGAAGAUAUUGAAUAUGGUAAUUGUACCAAGUAUUAUAAAGGCACAGGUUAUUACACUUGUGUAGAAGUAAUCUUCACUUUAAGAAGACAAGUUGGAUUUUACAUGAUGGGUGUUUAUGCUCCUACACUGCUAAUUGUUGUUCUGUCCUGGCUGUCAUUUUGGAUCAAUCCUGAUGCAAGUGCUGCAAGAGUCCCACUGGGUAUUUUCUCAGUGCUCAGCUUGGCAUCUGAAUGUACCACUCUUGCUGCUGAACUUCCCAAAGUGUCUUACGUGAAGGCCUUAGAUGUCUGGCUGAUUGUUUGCCUUCUCUUUGGGUUUGCAUCCCUGGUAGAGUAUGCGGUGGUCCAGGUAAUGCUAAACAAUCCAAAGAGAAUUGAAGCUGAAAAAGCAAAGAUUGCCAAGGCAGAGCAAGUGGAAGGGAAGGGUGGAAAUGCUGCCAAGAAGAACACCGUGAAUGGCACAGGGACCCCGGUCCACAUCAGCACUUUACAGGUUGGUGAGACCAGAUGCAAAAAAGUUUGCACUUCGAAAUCUGAUCUAAGAUCCAAUGAUUUCAGCAUUGUUGGAAGCUUGCCAAGGGAUUUUGAAUUGUCGAAUUAUGACUGUUAUGGGAAGCCCAUUGAAGUCAACAAUGGGCUUGGGAAAUCUCAAGCCAAGAACAAUAAGAAGCCUCCUCCUCCCAAGCCUGUUAUUCCAUCAGCAGCAAAGAGAAUUGACCUUUAUGCAAGAGCACUGUUCCCUUUUUGCUUCUUGUUCUUCAACGUCAUAUACUGGUCCAUAUAUUUAUGA